This is a messenger RNA of Plasmodium cynomolgi strain B, 1161 nucleotides long. RefSeq names its product CYIR protein. NCBI's taxonomy places the organism in Eukaryota, Apicomplexa, Aconoidasida, Haemosporida, Plasmodiidae. Bases 1 to 837 code for a protein of 278 amino acids. The record is from RefSeq and is a predicted model, not a curated record. The transcript is spliced from 4 exons.
AUGUAUUUUAAGCAUAGUGUAUAUGACAUAAAUGCAAAAAUUCUCAAGGAAAUGAAUAUAUUGUAUGAUUUGUAUGAUGAUUACUAUAAAUUUCUUGAUAGCCAAAAAACUAAAUGCACAAAGUAUAAUUAUGAAUGUUUAAGCGCUUAUGUAACAGAAAUUAAUAAAUGUCACAACAUCAAGAAUAAAAGGUUUUACAAAGCACUUAAAAAUAUUCUUUCAAUGUAUAAUAAAAAAGAUCAAGAAAAAUGUGAAAAUGAAGGAUCAACAACAUUAUUACCAAUAUGCAAUAUAUUAAGUAAAUAUAUAACGAAUAUAAAUGAACAAAAUUGUAUAUCUUCGUGUAAAACCUUUAAAAAUAUGGAAUUAAAAACAUUACCUAAAGAAGUAUAUGAUUAUGAAAAUGUUUUAAAUGAGUUAACUGCACAUCAAAUAUAUAAAAAAUUGGAUGAUCAAGAAAUUGAUGAAUCUACAUGCUCUAAUCAUUGCGAAGACUUUAUUUUUAUGUAUGAUAAAGACGAAGAGUUUAAUUUCCUUUGCGCCAAAAUGGCAACUAAUUUAAAGCACUUAUCAACUGUUCUGAAUGGUGUAUCUUCACAUGCUGAUCGUUGCACAUAUUUCAUAUUUUGGGUAUAUGAAAAAAUAAUGAAUAUAUUAAAUAAAAAUUCGAGUAGCCAUAGUAAUUAUUAUGCAAUUAAUUUACUUAAUCAGGUGUUGUAUACAGUUAAUAAGGGAUUGCCAUUAAGUCAAAAAUGUUCCUAUAAUUUUGAUAGCACCUUAAGUGACUGGAAAAAGGAGAAAUACCUGCACGAUUAUUUUAAAAAUUUUGAAAAAUAAAUGAAUGAUUUAAAAUCUUGUUGUGCAUAUUAUACUAAUUCUAAACCAUAUUAUUUAGAGAUGUGUCCAAAAUAUUUUAAAUGUGAAAAGAAAUAUUUUCCGCGUAGCAUCAUAUCAAAGUUAUAUUGUGAAAAUGAGAAGAUUGAUACAAAUGUGGAUGAAAUAUUUAAAGGUUUAUACGUCGAUCUGGAUGUUGUAACUUUGAGUAGAAUGAAUGAUCAUGCUCCAUCGAAUUAUACAAUAAAGAACUCAAUACCAAAUUUAGUAACAAAUUCAAUGGGUGACCGAUUUAAUAUAAUCAAAAACGACGUUUUAUGUGAAUAA